This is a messenger RNA of Ichthyophthirius multifiliis, 2736 nucleotides long. RefSeq lists its product as hypothetical. The record is from RefSeq and is a predicted model, not a curated record. The transcript is spliced from 5 exons. The annotation marks the transcript as partial. NCBI's taxonomy places the organism in Eukaryota, Ciliophora, Oligohymenophorea, Hymenostomatida.
AUGAAAGGUUAUCUUCCUAAAACGGAAGAAGAGAUAUAAGAAGAUCUAAAAUAAAAAGAAAUCGAAAGAAGAAUAAAUUAUAAACCUUCCGAUUUAUUACUAAAAAAUGUUUAAAAAAACGUUUAACCAAUAAUUAAUGCUUUACGAGAAAAAGAAGUGAACAACAAUUAAAAAGAAACAAAAGAAACAGGGGUAAUAUUCCAUACUGAUUUCGAGAAAACCUUAAAGGAAUAAUCAAAAUAAUUGAAUUAGGAAUAAUAUUAAUAAGAAAAUAUAAAUAUUCGUAAAGACAAAAUCUUAAAUGACUAUAAAUAGGAAAAAACAAAAGAAAUAGAAAAGAUGUCGGCCUAAGAAAUCGAUAAAAAGCUAGAAGAAAUAGAUAAUACAGCAUUAAAAGAGGAAAAUUAUAAUUAUUUAAAUCUAUUUGGAGUUACUCGAGGACGUUGUAUGAUGCCUGAAUGUAUGAAAGCAUGUGUAUAAUAUAGAGGAACAAAUGAAUUAAAUAUUAAGAUUUGUGCAAAAAUAGGACCACCUACAUAUACUACUAUCAGUAAUAAUAUACCUAAUGUAUAUAGAAUUACCGAUUAGUAUGAUAAUGAUAAUAUUGCUACUCAUUUAUGUAAAUAAUUAAAUAAUUCGUAAAGAAUUGCUAUUGUAAUUAGACCGAUUGUUGUAAAAAGUAAAUUAGAUGAACUUAUUUUGAAUAUCUUUAGAAUCAAUGACUUUAUUAUUGUCAAUAAGGUUUUUGCUAUACUUACUUAAAAACAAGUUAAUAUUUUAGCAAAUUUAGAAAAUAUUAGUUCUGCUAAUAGGUAGUCUUACAUUAAUAUGAUGACUGAAGGGUUUGUUUUAAUUGUUUUAUUAACUAAGCCUGGAGGUAUUAAAGCUGUUGAAAUUCUAUCUGAUGGAUGUAAUACUGGUCUAAAAUUAUCAAAGACAAAUUUUUUAGAAGAACUAUAUGUAGAACACAAUUAGGGAGGAUUAACAUUUAAUGAAAAAAUUCAAAAAUAAUUUUAUAAUGUAUUUUAAUCUUAUACAAAUUUAAAUAUGUUUAGUGGAAUUAAAGAUUUUUUUAACAUAGAAAAGCUAAUUUUAUAAGAUGAUGAAUAUGAUGAUGAAAUAAAUAAUAUUUUUAUAAAUAAAGAAUCAAAUUAAGUGUUUUACAACCCCUAACAUAAUAAAGAAGUAAAUCUAGGAAAAAAAUAUAAUCCUUAAAAAAGAAUUAGUAUUAUAGAAGAUGUAAAUAAUGAGAGAUACAAUUUUUUUAUAUAUUCUCCAAAAGAUGAAAUAACUACCGAGUAAAUUGUUUCUAUUUUUAUGCCUGAAUGUGCUUCUAUAUAACUAAUUCAUUUAAUCUUAAAACCUUAAUACAUUCAAUAUAUAAGUCAAGUAGAGAAAAUGUUAUAAAAAAUGAAAUUUAAAGUUUGGUAUAAAUGCUAAAAAGUAAUAAAUAAUCCUUUAGAUGCUCGUUUAUUUAUUGAAUCGAUUUAAGUUUUAAAGACUUAAUCUAGUUAAACUGAAUAAAUAUACACUUCUUAUACUACAACCCCUUUUUAUAUUAUUUCUUGUGUAAAACCGGCUGGUAGGAAAGAAAUGUUGGCAUUUUUGUAAGAUUUCAAGCUUAAUGAUAAAAAUAUAAAAAUAGAGCCUAUUAAUAUACUCUCUUUAAAAAACAUGCUGAUUCCAUGCCAUACAGAUAAUUCACAUGAUUUGGCUCAAAGUUUUAUUAAUCCGAAACUUAGGGCUUUUUCGGGAAAUGAGGUUAAGGAAUUUAAUAUAGAAGAUUAAAAAAUGGUAAUUAGAUUUAUGUUAGAGAGCACUUUUGCGACUAGUAUACAUCCUGAAAAACCUAUUAUGGAAGAAAUAUAGAUUUAAAAUAUACUUUAUUCAAAAGAUUUUGUGCAUUUUCACGUUAAUUCAGAUGAUUUAGGGGAAUUCGAAAUCAGAAUUUACGAUUUUUAGUCUAGUUUCAAUUAAGAUGCUUCUUUUGGGAGUAUUUAGAACGAUUUCUAUUUAAUUUCAUGGUUUUAUUCAGUGAUUAAUAAUAAAUAUAUGCAAAGAUGUCCCUUGACUUAUUAAUAUAGAUUAAUGCCUGAUUAUAAGAACUUCGAAGAAGAAAAAAAAAACGUUUAAAGACCUAGUCAAAUUUUUGAUGUGCAGGAAUAUAUAGGAGGAUUUUUCCUUGAAGAAGUAGCUAAAUAAAUGAUGCUUUACAGAUAAUAUGAAAUGUCGGAAUAAUAAAAAGAAACACUCAGGAGGAAUAAUAUAACCUCGUAUAGAGGAUCUAUUGCUGCAUAUUUGUGGGGAAUGAGAUUGGCUAAAUUUGCUAAAGAAAUCGAAAAUUUAAGCUUUCCAUAGGAUUUGGAAGGGUUUGGGAAAAUAGAAAUGGUAGAGGGAAAAUUUUAAGGUUAAAAUAGGGACGGGGAAGGCUUUUUGGAAGAGGAUAUAAAGAAAUACUUCGAGAUUUUAGCCAGAGUUUAAAAUGAAUUAAAAUUAGAGGAUAUGCAUUAAUUUUAGAUGGGAAGUUUAUUUAAAAAACUGGAGAAUAAAUUAGAUUAAAUUAAAAGAAGUAAAAUUUAUAAAUAUAGUAGGUAACAUAAAAUGAGAAGAAUUAUGCCUAAUUUUAUAGAAAAUGAAAAUCUAAGGGUCAGAGUAGAUAAUAAGUAGAUUUUUAAGAGAGUAAUUAAUGAAAACUUCGAGACUUAAGAUGAAGUUUUUGAAAAAAAUAACGCUAAU